CUUGGCUUCUCAUCACAACGAAACUUUCUUCGAUAGGCAGACAGCAUGGAUACCGACGACGUCGCAGCUUCGCCCCCCGCAUACAAUGGAGACACCCCGCGAAGCGAGCAUCCACGUCCAGACUGGGUGCGCCUGAGCGCUGGUAGCGUGCAACCAGACUACACCUCCUUGAACGGCUCCUGGCUCUUUGCCUUCGACGAUGAGGACCGCGGUCGACGAGACAAAUGGUAUCUCGACUCAGCACCAAACCGCAAUCCCAUCUUCUCAAGAGACAUCACGGUCCCUUUCGCCUUUCAGACCGAGGCGAGCACUCUGGGCGAGCGGACCUAUCAUGAGAUCCUAUGGUUCGUCCUCCAGACGAAGAGGCGCCUGCAAAGGGGAUGCGAUCAUCUUCUGCACUUCGGCGCAGUCGACUAUGAGGCCGACGUUUGGGUCAAUGGCCAGCAUGUCGCGAGCCACAGAGGUGGUCAAGUGCCCUUCUCCGCGGACAUCACAGCCCAGAUCGAGGAGGAGAAAAUUUCUGGGACACCCUUGACCAUCUUCGUCCGAGCUCAUGAUCGCAUUCAGGACCUCACGCAGCCUCGUGGAAAGCAGUACUGGAAACCCAAAAGCGAGUCCAUCUUUUACACGCCUUGCAGCGGCAUCCACCAAUCCGUAUGGCUGGAGGCUGUGCCCAAACAACGCAUCGAGCGCGCUAAUUUCGUCCCCAACAUCGACAACUGCACGCUCGCCAUUGACGUCGCCCUGUACGGCAUCGAUAGAGUUCACCAGAUGCACACUCUGACCGGCAAGGCGACCAUCGGUGGCCUCCAAGUCGCGACGGCUAGCAAGAGCAUUCCCUACAACACUAGCCGAGCCUCUCUCACCCUAGACAUGACUCUACAAGGCAUCGAGGCCCCGGGAGACGUCCAGGUGAAUAUAGGUGAGCAGGCCAUCAACAAUGGCGCCUCAAUCUCUAUAGUGCCCGAUACCAUCUCCGGGGACACCUGGCAAAACGGCAUCGCCCUCUGGUCUCCCGAGCAUCCGGCUCUCUACGACAUCGAGCUCGAGCUUCUCAGCGACGCAUCUGGCGAUAUGGUGGACCGCGUCCGGACGUACGCGGGUAUGCGCAAGGUGUCCAUCGAAGACGGUCUCUUUAAACUUAACAAUCGUCCUUACUUCCAACGUCUUGUGCUCGACCAAGGUCUCUGGCUUCAGACGGGCUUCACAGCUCCCACCGACGAAGCUUUCAGGGAUGACAUUCUCAAGAUGAAGUCGCUGGGCUUCAAUGGAGCUCGCAAGCACCAGAAGGUCGAAGAUCCGCGAUACCUAUAUUGGGCGGACCGCUUAGGGUUCCUCGUCUGGGGAGAGAUCGGCAACGCGUACGAGUGGAACGACACGAUGGUGGAGCGAUUCGUGGAUGAAUGGGGGCAGGCGGUCAGGAGGGAUGUCAAUCAUCCUUGCAUCGUGGCGUGGACGCCCGUAAAUGAGAGCUGGUCGGUUAACGCUCUGCCCAACAAUGAGGCACAACGGGACUUCCUGAGGACAUUGUACCAUCUCACAAAGACGAUUGACCCGCAGCGCAGGCCGGUGAUCGACAAUGAUGGGUGGGAGCAUGUGGUCACGGACCUCAUGACGGUACACGACUAUGCGGAUGGAGAAGGGCUUCGCAAGACGUGUGGUAGCUUGGAAGGACUUCUGGCGCCCAAGGCAGGAAAAGAUGUAGUCGUCCGUGGCAGCGAAGGAUACAAGGGACAGCCCAUUAUCCUCAGCGAGUUUGGAGGGGUGAAUAUUGUCACUGAGGGUGGGACGCAGAACCGGGCCGGAGGGAGUGAAGACUGGGGAUACCAUACGGCAAGGAGUGCGGAGGAUUUGGAAGGCAGACUCAAGGCUCUCAUUGACGCCAUCAUCGACGGCGGCAUCGUACAGGGAUAUUGCUACACGCAGCUGGCCGACUGCGAGCAGGAGACCAAUGGUAUCCUCACCGCAGACCGACAGUACAAGCUUGACCCUGAGAAGUGUAGGGCCAUCUUUGGGAGGAAGUCGAGAUGGGAGAUGUGAGGUCGAGUCGGCGAUUGCCGACGACGUCGCUUGAUUGUCCAUCUACUCGCGUGCUGGCACGCCACACCUUGUUGACAUUACUUCCUUGCUUCGACAUCCAAUCUGACCAGGGUCGGUGUUGACCGUCUCGCUCAUCUGAACCAAAAGUUCACACUCGCGCUUGUCGUGAGGCUAGCGACGCAGUGGAACCAUCCACGGGGCAGAAAGAGGGCAUCCCCAGGCUCCAGCGUAACAUUGGCAGCCUCAGCUUGCUUAGCCGCUUCGUUCAGGAGCGGAAAGUCUUUCUGUCUCUGCCCCUCGUCAACGCCGCGUAGCAAGUAGUUCUCUGUAGGCACCGUACUGGUAUUUUGUUGCCUGCCUCCCUUCUCGAGGUAGAGAUAGGGCUGCGCUGCCGGAGGGAAGACGUGAAACCUCUUCUUUCCCACCACUUGAACGAAGAUGUUCUCGUAUGGGUCGCGAUGGAUCGGUGUAAAGGUGCC
Messenger RNA from Jaminaea rosea, 2519 nucleotides. RefSeq names its product putative intracellular glycosyl hydrolase 2. Gene Ontology annotation, molecular function: hydrolase activity, hydrolyzing O-glycosyl compounds. The transcript has 3 exons. The record is from RefSeq and is a predicted model, not a curated record. NCBI's taxonomy places the organism in Eukaryota, Fungi, Basidiomycota, Exobasidiomycetes, Microstromatales. Bases 46 to 2040 code for a protein of 664 amino acids. Gene Ontology annotation, biological process: carbohydrate metabolic process.